This is a messenger RNA of Anastrepha obliqua, 8205 nucleotides long. RefSeq lists its product as uncharacterized. Gene Ontology annotation, molecular function: protein kinase activity; ATP binding. Gene Ontology annotation, biological process: protein phosphorylation. The coding region runs from base 1 to 6582 and encodes 2193 amino acids. The record is from RefSeq and is a predicted model, not a curated record. The transcript has 12 exons. NCBI's taxonomy places the organism in Eukaryota, Metazoa, Arthropoda, Insecta, Diptera, Tephritidae.
AUGGCGCGUUGUUUACUCGAAAGUUCGACAUUGCCUCAAUAUUUGUGGGGAGAAGCCAUUAAUACAUCGGUGUACUUGAGAAAUAGAACAAUAACUAAAGUGUUGAAAAACUUAACUCCUUAUCAAGUGUGGUAUAAAAGGAAACCUUCGGUGUCACAUUUUAAAAUUUUUGGUUGUGACGUGGUGGCUUUAAAGAAAGGGCCAUAUAAGGGUGGCAAAUUCGAUACAAAAGGCACUAAACUAAAAUUUGUUGGCUAUGCCGGAAGUGCUAAAGGCUAUAGACUUUAUAAUCAAAACAAGCGAAGUAUUGUUAUAGCUCGUGAUUGUAUAUUUUUUGAAACGUCUUUUGAACCAAUUUUAAUACAAGAAGACGUUAGUGAAGAAGUACCUUUCUACCAUGAAAUAAAAGAGUCAUCUCCAUCGGAUGAUGGCAAGUGCGGUGAAAUUCAGAAUGAAAGUGUUGUUGAAGAGCAACUCGAAGACAAUGGCGAUGAUGAUGAUGAGGGGUAUUCUUUAGAUGAAGAAAACGACCCGGUAGUUACGCGAAAAAGAGGUCGAGGAAGACCAAAAUUAUUACGAACAGGUACUGUUGGUAGACCAAAAAGACGGUAUAAUGAGGUAGAGGUUUUAAAUUACAUUGCUGAGAGUCCUGAAACUGUAGAAGAAGCUUUGUCUUCGCCAGAACGUGAAUAUUGGGAGGAAGCUAUGCAAAUAGAGUUCGAUUCGCUUAUUAAAAAUAAUACGUGGGUGUUGGUGGACCGACCAAAACAUAAAAACGUCAUUGGUUGUAGGUGGGUGUUCACCAAGAAGCGAAAACCAUGUGGUCGUAUCGAAAAGUACAAAGCGAGAUUGGUAGCUCAGGGGUGCUCCCAAAGGCGCAACAUUGAUUACACCGAGACUUACGCACCUGUUGUACGACAUUCGACCAUUCGAUUGUUGUUGGCUUUAGCAGCGAAGUACCAACUGGUGGUUAAUCAUGUCGAUGUAGUAUCAGCUUAUUUAAAUGGUGAUUUAAACGAAGACGUCUUCAUGGCAGGCCGCGAGUGGAACAAAAAGAUCUCCGAAAUCCUCACGACUAUGGGCUUCAAAAGAUGUCAAGCGGAUAGUUGUGUAUAUUUUAAGAGGGAGUAUAGUUCCGUGUGUCUUAUUGGUUUGUACGUGGAUGAUAUGCUGUUAGCUUGCUCUAAUGCAGGGCAGACGAAAAUUAUUUUAAAGCAGCUAAAUGAGUUUGUUGAAGCUGUAGAUAAAGGGCCGGUAUCGUUUUAUUUGGGUAUGGAAAUAGAGAGAGAUGCAUCUACUGGCACAAUAUCAAUUCAUCAAGAACAUUAUGUGAAUCAACUUCUUAAAACAUGGGGAAUGGACUCAUGCAAGUCGGCAAAUACGCCUUGGGUUGAUGGCACGGUACUCAAGAAGGGUGAGAAGCAGUGUAAAGAUAUUGACGCGAUGCGAUACCAAAGUUUAAUCGGAGGGUUGAUGUACCUGGCGGUAAUAUCUAGGCCAGAUAUCGCCCAUGUUGUAUCUAAAUUAUCACAAUAUAAUAAUCAUCCACAUGAAGAACAUUUUAAAGCCGCGAAGCACGUGUUACGAUAUUUGAAGCAGAGUUCAGCAGCGAAAAUUACUUAUUCAUCUACAGGCGAAAAUUUGGUGUGCUACACAGAUUCCGACUGGGCUGGUGACGUAUCUGAUCGCAAAUCAUACAGCGGUUACGUAGUAUUCAUGUCUGAUGGUCUGGUUUCUUGGGAAUCAAAAAAGCAGUCUAUCGUUGCCCUCAGUACAAUGGAGGCAGAAUAUAUAGCUCUAUGUCAAGGCGCAAAAGAUGUUGUUUUUCUUCGAGGGUUGUUGCGUGAAAUGGGGUAUGACGGAUACGUAAAUGAACCUACGAACAUGCAUUGCGAUAAUCAAAGUGCACAAUUUUUGCUGAAGAACCCGAUGGUGCACAAGCGCAGUAAACACAUAGAUUUAAGAUUUCAUUACGUCCGUGAGUUGUUUGAAAGGGGCGAAAUCGAGGUAGCGAUUAAAAUUAUCGAUAAGACAUGCCUCAAUCGCGAAUACUUAACCAAAACAUUCCGCGAGAUUUCCAUUUUGAAAUCUUUGCGCCAUCCGCACAUUACCCGCCUCUAUGAGGUGAUGCAGUCCGAGACGAUGAUCUAUCUCGUUACCGAGUACGCGUCCAAUGGCGAGAUAUUCGAUCAUCUGGCAGAGAAUGGCCCGAUGAAGGAGCACGAAGCGGCGCGCGUUUUCACACAACUGGUCUCGGCUGUGCAGUAUUGCCAUUCGAUGGGCGUGGUGCAUCGUGAUCUCAAGGCGGAGAAUGUUUUGCUCGAUAAGGAUAUGAAUAUUAAGCUCGCCGAUUUCGGCUUCAGCAACCGCUACGAAGAGGGCAACCCGCUGACCACAUGGUGUGGUUCACCACCAUACGCCGCACCUGAAGUCUUUCAGGGCCUGGAAUACGAUGGACCCAAGGCAGAUAUUUGGAGUCUUGGCGUUGUGCUGUAUGCGCUGGUGUGUGGCGCACUACCCUUCAAUGGCGAUACGCUGCUGGAGCUGAAAGGACGUGUGGUCACUGGAAAAUUCCGCAUCCCAUAUUUCAUGUCAAGAGAUUGUGAGCACCUGUUACGCAAUAUGUUGGUCGUUGAGCCGGAUCGGCGGUAUACAUUGAAACAAAUUAUAAAACAUCGCUGGCUAAGCGAUUGGGCAGCAGAACUUGAUGAUGGUAAUGGCAGUGGUGGCUGUAGGAGCAGCGCAGCCGCCUAUACACAACAUUCCGACGGCAGUCCACUUGCACGGAGCGACAGCAGUAGCAGCUGUAACGCGCAAACGCCGGUGACUGUUGCCAACCUAGAUACUGAGAUAAUGAAGAAUAUGCUGCAAUUGCCAGGCUUGACCGCCGAUAUGAUUGCCGAGUCUGUGCACAAUCAUCGCUUCGAUAAUAUAUAUGCCAUAUACAAUUUGCUUGCCGAUAAGCUCCAACAAAAGCGACGAGAGCAUCAUAGAAUGCAGCAUCAAGUUGCCUAUUCAAGAUUACGCAAAACCAGCAUAACCACUGGCGUGGUUGACCGCUCUGAGCCGAUCAAGCAGGAGUCUAUCGAUCGCUUGAGUCCGCUUACCAACACCAAUGCUCUACAAAGUGGGCUAGGCUUUCAAUGGACAGAUGUUUCGGUGGAUUUGGAGAAAUUUGGCGAUUUCGAAUUGGAAUGCCUGGCGCGGCCAAAUGAGCCACAAAACCAAAAUCAAAAUCACCUGUGUGCCAAUGCCGGAGGAAACGGCACGAAUACACGGCGUCACACCGUCGGACCUGGCGAUGUGGCACACGAACAGGCGCUUGCCAAUCCAAAUGUGCCGCCAAUCAAUUUCAAAUGCACGCCUGAGAAUAAAGACGAAAGUGGUCCCUAUUUGCCAAUGAACCUGCCAAUGCUACAGAAUCAGCCGUUGCACAAUUUGACCAUCAAGGAUCAGCAUCUAUUGAAACCGCCAAUGGUGAUGGGUGCAAGUAAGAUUUUGUCUAACAAAUGUCAUAGUGCGAAAUGUAAUUACUUUAUGUUGUUGAUCUUAGGUUCAUUUGGACGUCGGGCAUCAGAUGGUGGUGCCAAUCUGCACAUCUACUAUCCUUCCUCGGUGAAUAAUAUGCAACAAGUUGCUGGUCAAGCUCAACAAAUGGAAUCGAACGCAUAUUAUAUGAAUCCGAAUGCUGCAAGUGGCGCGCCUACGGAUCGAAUUCUCGGUCAAAGUAUGGGUGAGCAAGCACAGCUGCAGCAGAUGGGUGCAGGCGAUGCGGUGAGCGAAGAGAACAGCGAAGAGAUUCAGAAAUACAUUCAAAUCCGUGGCAAGCGACAUACUGUCAGCUGCACCGAAGACCUAUCCAUACAACAUCAUUCCGGCGAAACCUGUCCUGUAUGUGGUGUAUAUGAACCGCCUAUGGUACCGCAAAUGCCCACCAUCAUGUCGCAACAGUCGGGUGCUGCUGGCACAACGGGUGGUGGCGGUAUGCGUACGCGGCGUACGGGUCUGCUGACCGUAACGGAACGACCGCCAGUGAUAAGUCCCGAGCUUAUACGCGAGGUGGAGUCGCGUAUGAAUCGAAAUUAUCUGCCACCCGCUUUGAAAAUGCAGCAGCAUCAGCCACAUCCUCAUCAGCACAGCGCACCAAAUCCUACACUCAGUCAAUCCCCUCCCACAGGCGCCUUUACGCCUUACCAUUCGUCACCCAGUUCAAAUAUUUUGCCAACGCAGGCGUUAGGCAGUGCAGGCAUGGCGGCGCAAGGCCCUCCUAGCGCCACUGGAAAUAGUAGGCGUGUGCAUUUCAAGUCCACCAACAAGCUGCCAACCGUGCAAGAAGUUGGUCGCUUCAGCCCUGUGCGUCGCGCUUCAGAGGGCUCCAAAGCACAAUUCCAAGGACCACUACAGGAGUGUCAGUAUCUACAAAAAGUAUCAGCACAACGUAAUUUUUUGGUUGCACCAACACCACCGCUUUCAGAAAACUCAAUUAGUUUGCCUGGUUCACCCAUACAUGGCAAACCCGCUCCACAUAUGAUAUUCCGACGUGGCCAAGAUAUUGAGGUGCCACCUGAAGCCGUGCGUGCUUUGAUGCCCCAUCUCGAUCGCCUCGUCAAGGAGCACCGACUGAACACCGAUAUAGCCAAUAAAAUCAUAUCCACUGGCAUGGUGCCAUUAGACUUAGCCUCCCAUCUGGGUUUGACAGCACACUCCGGCAGUGUUGCUGUGAGUGGCGGACAUCUAGAUAUGGCAUCGUCUCCCAUACAACAACAGACACUGUACAGUUUAAGUGUGUCGCCACUGUCCUUGCCAAAUAGUGUCAACACAAAUGUUAUAGGCGCCAUUAGUGGACCACUAACGGCACCACCACAACCUGCAUACAGCCACAAUAUGGGUGCACAUUCGAAGCAAAUGUUAGGUCAAGGUCCCUACCAACUACAACACUUGGGUCCAAUGCAUCCGCAAAUGUCCCAUCCCAGUAACGGGCUGGUGGGGCAAUUCAGUCACAUAACCCUAAGUCAGGGCGUGGUUACAUGUACCAGUGGUGGUGGGCAAUUCAGCGGUUCGAAUAGCAGCAGUGGUUGUCAGUCACCCAUCUAUAGUAGUUUCAGCGGCUCAUCCUCACCAAAUCCCUAUAUGCCAGGUGCGGGUCCAUUCGGUGCGGGCACAGGGGGAGGUGGUGGUGGUGGCUCGUCGCCACUGCAUCAAAUUACCAAAGGUAUUUCAGUGUUAUCCACUGGCGGUGGAGGUUCCAUAACGCGUGGCACUUCAGCUGCCAGUGAAAUCGCCUCAACCGCAGCCGCCGCUGCUGCUGCAGCCAACCAGCCGCUUGAUCUUUCCAUGGAUGUGUGUACUUCAGACAGCUCAGCUGCAGAGACGCCAACAAACGCAUUUGCUCAACAACAUGUCAACUGGAUGUUGCCGCAAGUAUCCUGCUUCGAUCUCAAGCCGUUAAAUUUGUCGCCAGCUCAGCCAGUACGCGUUGUACCCACACCGCCCGCCUCGCCCAACCUCUGCAUAAUACAAGAGGAGAAUGCAAGCGGGCAAAUGUAUCACACCAUCACCACAGGAACGCCGCAUGCAGGCUGCACCGGAGGUCUGGUCAACGAAGAUAUGGCUUCGCCGUGUCAGCCGUCGCAUCCGCAAAUAUGCCUGACGGAUGUGCAGGGCAGCGAGAUCACGCUUGUGGCGCUAAGUUCGGAAAAUAGCCGCGACAGUGAUUGCGAUUCGCUAGAGCCGCACACCUCGCUGAUGUCGUUGCAGGGACUUAUAAUCACCGAACCUUCCAGCGAUAUGCCUUCGAUUACACGCGGCACUGGCCGCAAAACGAGCUUAGAAUGCACUGUCGACAGCCACACAACCCGUUUGGAAAGUGACGCCGGCAACUCCAACACUUCUCAAAAUACCAGCGAUUCGAAUCGACGAGGCAGUGACAAAUCACUGGGCUUCUCCGACGAUUCACUCAGUAACGAUUCGAACAAUCUCUCGCCCUGUCAAGAGCCAUCCGCCAGCUCGGGCUUCAAAUCAGAAUCACAUUCCGAGAUCGGCGAUCAUACAGAGGGGCAUUUAUCACCCGAUUCCAUCUGUGAUUCGCGACGCAUGUCCGAGGAGAUGUACUACGAAGUGCCGCUGCCGCAUGAAUGUUCCAACCUCGACUCGACACGCAUACUAGAGUUAGUCAAACAAACCAUUGAUCAAACAAUGCCACCAAAAGGUGCUGUCCUGCACAAAGGACUGCCGGAAGAGUAUUGCGCCAGCGGCGGUGCCGCCAAAGUGGCGAGUAUGAGUGGUGAAGCGCGUCUAAGUAACGCUUCAAACGCUGCCAGCGAAUCAUCAGCCACAUCAAUGGACACUAGCAGCAGCACGUCGGGCUAUUGUUGGGGUGGCACUAGCACAAGUACAAAUCUAAGUUUAGAAUACUCGGGUGGCUUGCAAAUCGAAUUGCAAGUUUGCGAAGGCCGCAGUCGUGACAAUCAAACUGCGGGCAAGGGCAUCAAACUGCGACGCAUCUCGGGCGAUCAAUUCGAAUAUGGUAAAUUGUGUCAACAAUUAAUUAACAAAUUGACAAUGCAACAAGUAGUCGGUUAAAAGCGCGAGCGCGAGUAACUCUACUUAUAAUCAGCGAGAGCGCGCUUGUGCAUAAGCCACAGCCACUUUCAGACAUUAGUGGUGGCACACGGCGUAUGAGUAACGCGAGUAAAUGUGGGCGGGUAAAAGACAUUGAUAACACAAAAACUUUGCACGAUCAACACUAAGGGAAUUAAGAAAGUAGAUUAAUGCUGAAAUGCUAAAAUGCUUGGAAAAACAAAACCAACAAAAACACAUAUUAAUAGUAAUAAUAUCGUGCAUACGCGUACGAAAAGCGUUGAAUAUUGUAUAUUUCCCAUGUGCAUGGGCGAGUGCAUACUAUAACAUUUUUUUCGUGUACGUAACGCAUACGUGUGUGCAUACACAUGUAGUAAGAAAAUUCUUAUUGGUCUUAUUGUAUAAUAUUAUACAUACACAUGUAAGUCCUUUUAUUAUAAAUGUAACAAAUGCCGCAACUUCGCAGACUUCUAUUAGAUAGCGCGCUUAUUUGGCUUUUAAAGGGGAAACGAAGCAUCAGACAACAACUAGACAUUACUUACAUGUAUGCGCGUGAGCGUGCGUGCAUAAACCUGUAUGCACAUAUGUAUGUGUACCAGCUGUACAUAAUGUAGAUAAUAGUAAGGAUAAACAAGUGAAGCUAAAAGCUCGCGAAAGCAUGCAAAUUAUUACGCAAAUAACCCGGAUACAUUUCAAAUUUAAGUAUAGUACGUAAAUGAGCGAGGAGUACGUUUAAGUAUAUAUGUAAUAUGGAGAGCAGCAAGUAAGUGGUAGAAAACAACAACAAUGUACAUGCAGGCAACAUUAAUAUUCGCUUCGAAGAAAAGAGAAAAGAGAUUUUAAUGUAGUUCGUGAGUGCGCAUCGCUUCGUAAAUGUUUGUGUAGCAUAUUUGUUUGCGAGUGUGUACGCCUGACGCCUGUCUGAGUUAAUGUUAGCUAGUUAAAUGACAUUUUUAAUAUUCAUACACGAUAUGUACAUAUGUAUGUAGAAGUAUAUUCAUAUUUUUACUAAGCAAAUUUUAAUUAUUGCAUGUACAUAAACUUAUACAUAUAAAUAUUUGUAAGCAAUCUACAGAUGUAUGUAUAGAUAUUUUAGUAGCUAAUCGUUACCUCCUUAACGAUUUCGUCUUAUGCAUAGUUACACGUACAUACAAACUGCUUACAUAUACAUUUAGGUACUAAAUAAUAAACUGAAACGAUAGAGAAAAAAUAGAAAAUAUGGAAAUAUAGAAGAGAGAGAGAAACAGAGAGAGAGAGAGUGAGACUCCAUACCGACCGCCCAAAUAGUAAAGGCCAUAAAUGUGCCAAGCAUCUAUGCUUGAAUGAUUUCAAAAUUGCAUAAAAUUAGAAGAAUAAUUCUCAACCAGACCGAUCGGUGAGCCAUGUAGGCGAAGUUAAGCGCGAGAUUCCGCGGUAAUAGUAAAAGUAGUGGCUUGAAACCGACUGCGUAUUGUGAUUGCAAAGAAAGAAAAGGAGAAAGAAAGAAUCUCACAUUCUAUUCUUGUUCACUGCACGCGGCAGCAUAGGGCUUGGACAAAACUCUUCAAUCGUACAUGGUGCUGCGCUGUUGUUUUUGCGCCGUCCCAUUUGGCGGCCGCCGUAGCCGAACGGAUUGGUGCGUGACUA